AGCAAAUGCUACACAUGACUUUCUUACCACCAUGAUCCAAUGAAAUCUGCUUCUCAUCCAUCCAGUGUCGAAACCUGAUGUUUGGGUCAUCACAGAUAAGUGACAAGCAUGAUCCAGGAGAACAGUUGAUGGCUCCAAACACAGAUUCCCUUCUGCACCAUCUUCACAUGAAAUGGCCGGAGACGCCCCUGGAGGUUGGGAGCAAGAAAAGAAAGAAGUUAAACCCGCUGACCAAUGGAUGAAGUCGCCUCGCUAGCCGUCCAAUGAAGUCUCCAGUCAUCGUCUUGCUGUCCCCAUUCUCCUUCCUCAUCCCUCUGCAUAACCUCGAUCAUCUCAAACACCUCCACAUUCACCUCCUCCUCCUCCUCAUCCUCAGUCGCCUCGCUAGCCGUCCAAUGAAGUCUCCAGUCAUCGUUGGGGUGCCCCCACUCUCCUUCUUCUUCUCCAUCCAUCCGGUGAACCUCGAUCUCCUCGAACUCGAUCUCCUCGAACUCCUCAGCCCCCAGCACCUCCUCUACGGCCUCAACCUCCAGCACCUCCUCUGCCUCAGCCUCAAGCACCUCUUCUACGGCCUGAUCAGCAUCCACCGCCGCCAGCGCCUCAAGCGCCGCUAAUUCAGCUUCCUCUUCUUCUAAAUACAGGGUCAUGUUAUCUGGAAAAAAAGUCCAGUCCGAAUAAAUGAAAGCACAGGAUUUAUGUGAAUUCAGUCAAACAAGGCCCGGAUCCCUUACAACUUUUUAGAUAUAUUUUCCCGCAUACGUAAUCUAAAAACGAUCCGGACAUUGAAGACCGCGAUGGAAAAGAGUGCGAAGAAACGAAAUGAAUUGGGAUUAUUAAUCAUUAUCAGUUAUUUUUUGUUCAAUAUUAAAUCACGCGGGGCGUCGAAAUUUCGUUUAAGGAAUUAAAUAUGGUAGUUGAAUUCAUGUUAAUGAUAUGCCUUACCAAUAGCAACUUGUUUCUGCAAAGUCAUGCGUUAUGGUGUCAUCAUUAUGAAAGCCAAGAAUGAACUUUUAUUUGAUGUAUUCUUUUAAUCAUUAAUGAUCAUAACUCAUUCUCUGUCUUUUCAAAAUCAUUAUGAACCAAAUGUAGCAGCUCUCGACUUGUUUUUGAUAAUUAAUGUUUUUUCUGCCUGAGCUCCUACUGUCUUAAUACAGCCAUGCAUGAUUUAGUAAUCAUUAUUUUGAUGCCGUACGCUAGAAGAGAAAAAUUAUCUUUUCAAUAAUGUAUGCAUUAAAUGAAAACAUUAU
Molecule: messenger RNA, 1247 nt
Organism: Strongylocentrotus purpuratus (purple sea urchin)
Lineage: Eukaryota; Metazoa; Echinodermata; Echinoidea; Camarodonta; Strongylocentrotidae
Exons: 2
Coding region: 264-614 (116 amino acids)
Source: RefSeq, a predicted model, not a curated record